Molecule: messenger RNA, 5004 nt
Organism: Chelonoidis abingdonii (Abingdon island giant tortoise)
Lineage: Eukaryota; Metazoa; Chordata; Testudines; Testudinidae
Source: RefSeq, a predicted model, not a curated record
CAGCAACGGUGUCUCUCCGCUUGCUCCCUCCCGGCCAAGGCGGAGCGGAUUCGCUGCGGGACGCGGCGGUUUGAUUCCCGGCGGGCAGCGCGGCGCCGGGGAGAUGGAGCUGGCCCCGCUCAUCAGGAAACUCGGUCAUCAACUUGCAGAGAUAAGAGAACGAGCUCUCAAGAAUAUAUUGUGUAAAUUAGAUCAUAAUUUGAUUUCAUAUGCUGAUCUUGUCCAAGAACAGUUGCUUUUUCUCCAUUUGCUGGAAUGGUUCAAUUUUCCUAUAGUACCGAUGAAAGAGGAGAUACUAAAUUUGGUGAACAACUUGUUAAAGCAUCCUUCUGCUGUCCGGCAAUUGGUUGGGAUUGGUGCAGUGGAAUUCUUUUCUCAACUUCGUCAUCAUAUGGAUCCACAUCUGCAGACUGUAAUUGAUGGGAUACUAGAUGGGCUCUUCCUACUUCCUUCAGAAAUUCCUGCCAAUUAUCCAGCAGUGUCUUACCAAGGACAGCCCUUACCAUCAGAAGACAAACCAGUUUUACCCCAAGAAGAAAUAUUCGCUGGAUAUUUUCACCAAGGCAGAAGUAAUUUGCAACAGAUGGAAAUCCCUCCCAAAAGAUCAGUUGUAAAUCAGGCAGUGAAAUGUUUGAAGUUUUCCACAUUUCCUUGGUUAACACUGACCACGACGGAUAGACAUGUUCUUUCAUCAAAUGAAAGCUCUUUGAGAAGUAAUAACCACAGUUUAAUUUGGAGUACAUGUGAGCUUCUACAGGAUGUUAUUAUGCAAGAUUUCCCUGCUGAGAUUUUCCUUCAAAGACCAAAGAUUGUUCAGAGCCUUCUGUCUCUACUAAAGUUGGCUUUUGGAAAAGAUGGAAAACACCGCUUAGCCUUGCAGGCAGUGUCAUGCCUGCAACAGUUGUGUGUCUUCUUAAGAAAUAGGCUUAAUUUUCACAGAGAUCCAGGCUUUUUCUCCACUGACCAAGGUACAGCUUCUCAGAAUUCUUCUAUGUCCUAUGGCCAAGAAGUAAGAGGACCUCACCAUUCCCAGAAUCCAUCACCUGGAAGUAGUAGCCCUCGACCAUCUGUGAUUGGACGUACUGGUCAGCGUCCUAGAGGUGAUGGCCAAGACUGGGAUGCGGCGUCUUCCAGUGGAAGCAGUAUUCAAGCUAGUGCAAACUCCAGAAUAAAUCUACAGUCACCGCUGGAUGUAGGGCACAUUGACUUGCCAGACCUGGAAAGUGAGGAUACUUUAGAGUUACAGUUCCAACAGCUCAGCCUUCCUCAGUUCUGUGUGUUCAUCCUGGAAUAUGCUGUACCUCUUCUAAGAACAGGCAGUAGUAGAGUGACAAUGCAAGUUCUUGAAUUACUUUCUGAAGAUGUGCUUCUUAUUGGUGAUGCAGUAUCUGAAGAUGUUUGGGAGGACCACAGCCUCUUUGGGUUAGAGUUGAAAGAUAAGCUGCUUAUGGUCCUGGGUUCACUUGGAGAAACCAUAUCCUACCACAAAAGUAACAUCAACUCAGAGCAGCCUGAGCUGAUGUUAGUGCACCACAGAAUGGCGUUUAUUAGCAUUUCACUUUUCACCAUGCGACUGUUGCAAACACUUCUCCCUGUAGAAAAGGCCAGCAAAGUGUUACCAGAGAGCUUGGUGACAGCUUUAUUUCUUCUUUCCUUGGACAUGCCAUUCUCCUUGGAAUAUCCAAAUAUUCAUGAGUCGGUGGUAGCCUAUUUGGAGCAGAUGAAUUCUGAGAACUACAGUAUUUAUAAACAAGCUGCAGAGGCUGUUCAUUCAAUUGAGUGCACCUGUAACUUUAUGAUGGAUGUCCAUAAGGAGGGAGAAAAAAAUUUCUUUGAACUAGUGGAAUUGGCAGAUCAGGCCCUAAAUAGUCUUCCUUAUCAUCAGCACUUUCCCAUGCUUCAGGAAAUCAUCCACAUUUGCUUGAAUAUCUGGAAGUCUGCCCAGGCUAACCCAUUGCUGCAGGCGGAGAGUCAGAAGGUGCUUCUCCAUCUGUUGUCCCAUCCUCUGCUGAAUAUAAAAUCUGAAGCUUACCAUUGCUGUCUGGAAAUUGUUAAGGAAUGUUUGGGUAUCCAUAAUGUCAGAACACCUGCAUCUUCAGCUUGUCAUGGGGUUCACUUUCUUCUUCAUCCAAAAGUUUUAUAUGAAAUCUCUGCAUUUGGCCUCCAGGAGUCCAAAAAUGAGGUGAACUCUGCUGCCAAGGCUAUUCUACUGUAUCUCCUGCAGGGGCGAUUGAUGAUGACAGCACUGACCUGGAACAAGUUUAUUGAGGCCCUCUAUCCCAUCAUUCCAAUUUUACAGGGUUAUGCAGACACAGAAGAGACACUGGGUAACUGCAUCCUCAGUCUAAGCGAAACAGCUUCUGACAAAGGAGAAGGGAUUCUCCCUAGAACUACUAGAUUAAGGGCUGCUCUACGACUUCUCUUCUCAAAAAAGCAGUUAGUCCGUUCUGUGGCACUGAAACAUCUAACAUUCCAUCUCAUGAAUGAAGAAGGGGCCAGCCUGAAGCGCCCUCUUUUGCAUGGUAGUGUUUUCUCCAGUGUUCCUACCUUGUUUGUUGUGGAAAGACCUAUUGAGCUGAAGCUGGAUGAUACAAAAGAGUCAAUUUUUAAGGAAGAGACAGUGGAAAAACUAUAUGGUAUUCUUACUUCUGACACCAUUGAUCUAAUUUUGAGAAAGUCUGCAGCAGAGCAGCUAGCUAUAAUUAUGCAAGAUACCAAAAUGCAUGCUGUUGUGAAAAAACUGGGUCUGAUAGAUAAGUUAUUUGUUUACUUUACUGAAUGUGUACAUCGGGAUGGCAAGAUCAUGGAAUGUAUUAUGUUGCCAUGCCUUACACUUCUACGAAAACUUGUAUAUGCUGAUCCAGUUACACGCCUAUCAUUAGCACAGCAGCCUUCUAUCCUGCUAACGUUAUUGAGAGUUUCCUUGAUUUUCCGAGAUGACUGUGCUGUUCUGACUGAAAGUGCAGCAUUGCUUUGCCUUCUGUUGUUUGAUGAAGUAGCAGGAAAAGAAAUCUGGUCCGAUGCUGUAUACAGUAAUUGUUCUAACCUACCUGCUUUCAGCUUGCCUGUAGCUAUUGUCAGACGGUAUCACCUCCCUAUCAGAGUCACUGCUCAUCAUGCAGUUAGUCCUAACUCUGUUGUUUUGCUGUUAUCUUCUGACUGCUUGAUCUUGAAACCUGUGUCUGACAUGCUUAAGAUGGCUUGGAAUCUGUCAUGGUAUCAUGGGAUUGAUAAACUAUUGCAACUGGUGAACUAUGAAACAGAAGCACAAGUAUUUUUAGACACAUUAAAGCUAUCCUCAGAGGACUUCCUUACGUUGAAGAUAACACACACAACCAGUGGACUGCAGGAUUGUCUUAAUGCAGUAAUUCAGGCCGUGUCCCACAGGGAAGUUAGAGCUGCUGUGACUAGGAUGAGUUUUUAUAUUCUAAAUGACAAGCUGGCUUUAAAAUUUAGCACUGGCUCUUGCAGGACCACUUUGAAGGGCAUGGCUUGGCAAACAGCAUUCAACAGAUCUCAAGUCAUGUACUUCAGAUAUGAAGGUGAAAUCUAUAGUUAUACUGUUUGUUUGUACCAAAGGUUUCUGCAAGUACUUCCAGCUUCUGCAGAAGAUGAGAAGCUUCUGGUUGAUGUCUUAAGUUUUCUAAACAAGUUGCUUAGGGAACAGAAGAAGAGUUUGGAGGCAGAACAUGUAAAGUGGAUUCUGGAGAACUCAAGCUCACUGUUAGACCUUCUGGUACGACCUGAAUCCCAGGAGCAGGAUGAAACAAAUGACAUACAGACUGCUGUCAGGCAACAACUGCAGAAAGAACUGAUUGGUCUCUUUAACAUGUUGCUACUCUGCUUCACAUCAGUUACUAACAGAAAAGGCUUGGCACUUACUGAUUGUUUCCGAACACAGCUGGCUCUGAAACUGCUACAGUGUUUACGGGUAACAAAUGCGCCCCACUUUUAUGGAUUGCCUUCUUUGGAGAGAACGUUACGAGGAAUGGUCCAUGUCACUGCACACCCAGGCUGGAGUUCAUACUCAGCGACAGCUGAGCCAUUCACAAUUUGUAUGAAAUAUUUGACAGGUCUUCUUGAGGUCAUCUCAUCUUUUUAUGUUGAAUGGGGAGGAAAUGCUAUGUCCUUCAUGGGCAAAGGUGUCACAAAGAGCACAGUACUUUGCUUGCUUCACUUGUCUCAUGAAAUGAUGGCUCAAGCCAAAAAUAUGGACUGGGUGUCUCUCUGGUUCUUGCCUUACGAUAAAAGUGAAGAACAAGUUCCUUCUCGGCUUGGUCUGGCAUGGCUAGUUCCAUUAUGGGUAGAUAGAGAUCCUGAGGUAAGGUUCACCUCCCUUGGAAUCGGAUCAGCUCUUACAUCUCUUGAAUUAGGAUGCAUUGCUUUAGCGGACAGCUGUCAGAACAUUUCAGGAGGGUUAUGGGGAACAGUGAUAAACAUUCUUCUGGACCAAUUGGAAUGUAGCAUGGUACGCAGAGAGGCUGCUUUUAUUCUUCAGAAUCUUCUUGUAAUCCCAAUGCCAACUGAAGAACUGAAAGAUUGUGCUUGGCAGGGGCCUUGUGUACAUGAUGAAGAUUCUGGUCUGUCUCAUAUAGGAAAACCUGCCCUUCAGGCUCUAUUAUAUCAUUGCCACUUCUAUGAACAUUUGAAUCAGAUGGUGAAUCACUGUUACUUGGGUCGAUACACAUUUGAUUUGAAUUGUUCCACGGGAGACAGCCUCAUGGCAGAAAAAAAUGGGAUAAAUGGUAAGUGACAUUAUUUAUAACUUCAAUGGUAUGUUUUUAAGCCAAAUGCUCUUCUAGCUUGGAAUUCACCUGUUGAUUUUUUUGCAGAACAUCGUAUUUAUUCAUUGCAACUGCCAUUUUAAAUUGAAUUAUACUUAAAGAAUUAAGUUGUGUGUGUUAAAAAGUUAGAAUUGUUGGUCUCUUAAAGAUGUAAGAAUGAAAAUUUCAGUUCAUCUACUCCAGUAUCCUAGAGACAAUUAUAUAUUUUGUAUAUGUUCUU